AUGCAACUUUCACGGGUGUGUGAGUCCGAGUGUGGGUUUUUCAACAGGGGAAAGGAGCUUGCAAUGGAUCUUGCCCUGAACUUUCUGGUGAGUGGAGCGCUGGAUAUUGUCGCCUCGGAGGCAGUCGCGGAAGUCCUCGAGGCCGCGGGCCAGGAAGAUAUUCUUGAAAAAGUGUCCACCCAGCUCAAGAAGCAGGAGGAGGCCCUGAACGCCCUCAGAGAGAAGGACCUAUACACGGCAAUGCAAUACUUCAGGCUGGCUGUCACGGAAGAGGAUGCAAACGAGAGCAAGGAGGACUACAAAAAGGCGGAAGAAUAUGCGAUGAAGGCAUUCACCGUGGUCCCCGAUCCCAUGCAGAAAGUGGAGGCCACAAAAAUCGCCAUAGCCUCUGCUUACUUUUCGCGUGUGAGGUGCGAUCCCUCGAGCGAGACGGCGAGGCAGGGGCUGCAGAGGGCAUCGCAGCACUUGACCAGAUUGCUGGACGAGAAGAAGAUGAAGAAGGUGAUGCGUCCCAGAACAGACACUUGGGUAGAGUACAUGACGACGAGCAGGAAGCACAAGGAGCGUGCGGCGUCCGUAGGAGCCAUCAUCAAGGGAUUCUUGGAACUGCCCAGGAUGGGCGUCACGGAGGAAUUCGUGCGCAUUCCGGACGACCAGCGCAGUCUGGCUCACAUCCUCGCGGAGAUGGCGUUCGACAAGGAGGCGGAGAUGAAGGGCCACUCCGGCCCUGUGGAAUGCCUGGCGACGGUGAAGGGGUGGCUGUUCUCAGGGUCCCAGGACCAUAGCGUCCGAGUGUGGAGCAUGGCGACGUGGGAUUGCGAGGCCACCCUGGAGAAUCACACAGCCGGUGUGAGGUCGCUGGUUGCGACGGACGACUGGCUGUUUUCCGGGUGCGACGACGGGAGCAUAUUGGUGUGGAGGAUUGGGUCCUGGGAGAAGGAAACGGCCCUUUCCGGGCACAAAGCGUGCGUAGCGUCGAUGGUUGCUGUGGAGGAUUCUCUCAUUUCAGGCUCCGCGGACGCCACCGUCAGGGUUUGGAAAACUGGGCGUGGUUGGUGGAAGCGCCACCCGCAAGUAAUCAAGAGCCAUCAAGAAUGCGUCACGGCCGUGUCGGCCAGCCAGAAGUACUUAUUUUCGGCGUCGGAGGACCGCACCGCACGCGUCUGGAGGAUUUCUGCCAUGACCAUGCCCGGGUAUUGGAAAUGCUGCCAGACUCUGAAGGGCCACGACGGUCACGUGACCGCGCUUGCGGCCACGAGGGAGCUGCUGUUCACCGGCUCAAGCGACAAGGCGAUACGGGUAUGGAAGAUGUGUGAAAAGAGAAUCAUGUCCAACACGUGGGAGUGCGUCAAGGUGCUGAAGGACAGUGCCGGAAGCGUCACGUCUCUGGCCGUCCACGAGCACUAUUUGAUCUCGGCGUUCGAUGACAACUCAAUCAUGGUGUGGACGAUUGGCACCUGGGAGUGUUGCCGAGUACGGGAGAAGCAGCAUCGCCGGGUCGGUGCGCUGUUAGUGUUGGGUGACCGGGUGGUAUCUGGCUCAGACGACAAGAGGGUUCGUGUUUGGAAGGCCACGCCGUGA
Messenger RNA from Ostreobium quekettii, 1581 nucleotides. The record is from the annotation of a GenBank genome assembly. NCBI's taxonomy places the organism in Eukaryota, Viridiplantae, Chlorophyta, Ulvophyceae, Bryopsidales, Ostreobiaceae.